AUGUCUAAAAAUUGGAAUGAUAAUAUCGAAACAUUUGCUAAACAUAUUCAGAUAUAUAAAACAUUAGCUCUUCGUUGGCAAACCAAUCCAAGUUUUCUACAUCGAAACUUAAAAUAUGUUCAUAUUGCUCGAACGCCCAUUCAUUCUAAUCGUGUUUCAAAUCAACAUCUGUCCAUAGAAGAAAUAUUUAAAUCACGAUUAGGCGAAAGUCUGAAUAAAACUGCAUCGUCAUUAUUACGUGGCGAUGCUUUUAAUUUACAUUUACGUGGCUGGUCAUAUGAUCCAAGCUGUUUAACAGAUCGACGUGGAACUAAACAUAAUAUUUCAUUUGAUUUAUCUGCUUCGUGUGUAGAAAAUAAUUCACUUAAUACAUCAAAUGUAUCUCGAACAAUGAAACUGGGUCGAAUUGAUUCAGCAUCACCUCGUGGUAUGUCAUCGUCAAUGAAAGAUGAUGAUGACGAUGAAUCAUCAACAAUUUCAUUUCAUGUUUCAACGAAAUAUACAUAUACAUUAACAUUUUCAAGUACAAUUACAGCUAGUCGUGGUGAUGGAAAUAAAGUUUCAAUAUCAUAUGGAAAGCGUGUUCAACUAAAUUCACUAUUUGAUCCUCGACAACCUAUGUCAACAAAACAAUCAUUUGAAAUUCAACUGACACCCGUUUUAAAUAAUGGACAAGAAAUAUCAAAAACAAUAUUGUCUCAAUUUCCAACAACAUUUCCAAUAUUUUUCGAUCUUACUAGAGAAGCUGUUGAAAUGUUAAGAAGUGGAACAUCAACAAGAAAAAGACAACCAAUAUCACCAAGUAAAAUUCCAGCAUCUCAUCAUCAAGAGCAGCAAUAUCAAGAUCCUAAUGCUAAACGAAUGAAAACAACACAAAAGCCUAAUAAAAAUUCAAAUAAUAGUACUAAUCUAUCAUUAUGGCGUGAUAAUCAAUCCAAUAAUGAUCAUAGUUCAUCAACACAUUUACCACUAUUCUAUAGUUUUGUAGCGGAAAAUAAGCAAUGUUUAGCCACUAGUUAUAUGUCAUCGAAAGGUCAUUGCUGUCUUUGUCAAUUUACAGCUAUCAAUAAUGAUGUAGAAGUAUUAAUUAAACAUUUAUCUUAUUGUCAUCCACGUUUCGCUGCUUCAUUAAAGAAAAACAGUGAUCGACCUAAUAUUGAAAUACGUAUUAAUGCAUUCUAUGAUGGGUCACUUGAUACAUUUGAUAUGUUUUCUGAAUAUUAUCCACGUAAAAAACGUAUUACUAGUGAAUUAAUUCUUUGGCGGCCACCACGCUAUCGUCGUUUGGCUAUGGACGAUGCACCAUUUGUUUGCCGACGGGCAGCAUUAACUCGAGUUUAUCGUCAUACAACAGGUGCGCAACCCAUUGAACCAGAACAUAUGCAAAAUGAUAGCGAUGAUGAAAUUUAUCCUGAAUGGACACAACAAUUAUCACGUCGUAUGAUGGAAGAUUUUCAAGAUGUGAAUGAAGGUGAAAAAGAAAUGAUGAUUAUGUGGAAUCAUCAUGUUAUGAAACAUAAUUUCAUUGCUGAUAGUCAAAUGCCAUUUGCUUGUGAACUUUUCGUUGAAAGAUAUGCAAAAGAUUUACGAGAAAAAAGUCUUAUCAAAAACUUUUAUUUACAUUUGGCUACACUUCAAUUAUAUAAUUUAAUUAAAAAAACAGACCUAGCAAAAUGUAUUAUUCGUUUAAAAACUAUUCUGGCGUCAUCUCCAUCUGUUUCAACUUCAACAUGA
This is a messenger RNA of Rotaria socialis, 1734 nucleotides long. The record is from the annotation of a GenBank genome assembly. NCBI's taxonomy places the organism in Eukaryota, Metazoa, Rotifera, Eurotatoria, Philodinida, Philodinidae.